AGACUAAACUGUUGUCGGAUACGCCAACUGACCCUAGGCACCCCAUGGACAGAGACGCACCUUCAACACUUUCUCCUGAAGCCUAAGACCUUUCAGUAAGGUAGAUCACAGCGCAAUUCAGCUGCACAUUACACAUAUAGGUCUGUAACCAUGCAGUACCAGCACGCAUCGCCAGCUCCUACGGUCAGCGUUCCUCUUUACGCACCUACUCCAAUCCAGCCCGUCCACCCAACUCCUUUCUACAUUGAAGAUAUCUUGGGUCGGAAUGGUUCGCCGGCAUCUUCUACCUUGUUCCCGAUGCCAACCCUCCCAUCUCCGAACUCAUCCUUUACCAGUCUGGUGUCACCGUACAGGACCCCUAUCUAUGAACCAACGCCUAUCCAUCCAGCCCUCUCGCACCACGCCGCGCUGACGGCCACGUAUGCCUCGGGAGCUUUCGCCAAUUCCAUCUAUCCAUUUCACCGUUCUAUGGGAGACUACACUCAAGCGCUUCUAAGACACGAUCCUCUUGGUAAACCACUUUUGUGGACGCCAUUUAUCCAACGCCCUUUACACAAGAGAAAAGGCGGUCAAGUGCGCUUCUCCAACGACCAGACAAUAGAGCUGGAGAAGAAGUUUGAGACGCAGAAGUACCUGUCACCUCCAGAACGAAAAAGACUGGCUAAAAUGUUACAACUGAGUGAAAGACAGGUGAAAACAUGGUUCCAAAAUCGAAGAGCAAAGUGGCGAAGACUCAAACAGGAAAAUCCUCAGGGUAGUAAGCGGGAGCUGGAGGAUGAAGGCGCAGUAAGAAAGUGCGAUGGUGUCUUGUCAGAAUCUGGGGCGAGCCCGGACCUGAGGCGCACAGAGCUGGCCCAGUCACACAGCCGGUCACAAUGCUCCUCCUCGCCAUUAUCACAAGGAGAAAUAGAUUCGGACAUUUCAGAAGACACAGAUCAGGAGCUGGACAUUGAGGAGGAUAUAGAGUUUCCCUUGAAUACUCAGAUAUGACACAAUCUAUUGAAACUGCCAAACGCUAAGUGAUGUGUGCAUGUCAUUUAGUUGCCUUUGCAUUCAGAUGAUUUUGGUUUUGUAAAUAACGUGUUCUUGUAUAUUUCGCUUUGUGUACAUGAUCUAAGUAGUAGACAAUUUAAGCUUCCGUUUCAGCAACCAGAACGCCUUGUUGGAUGUCAGUGACCUCCAGCCACUAUGGGAAUUGAUCAAUGUGUUAUCUUAAUGUGUAAUCUUGUUCAUUUGAUUGAAUAAUAAUGAUGUAGUUUAGAACAUCAAUAAACUAUAUUUGGGGAUAAACAAGAUGGCUAACCGGUUAAGGUCUUUCU
Osmerus eperlanus (European smelt) is the source of this 1319-nucleotide messenger RNA. It is a transcript of the gene hhex, whose product is annotated as hematopoietically expressed homeobox. Gene Ontology annotation, molecular function: DNA-binding transcription factor activity, RNA polymerase II-specific; RNA polymerase II cis-regulatory region sequence-specific DNA binding. Lineage: Eukaryota; Metazoa; Chordata; Actinopteri; Osmeriformes; Osmeridae. Bases 151 to 990 code for a protein of 279 amino acids. Gene Ontology annotation, biological process: regulation of transcription by RNA polymerase II; cell differentiation. The transcript is spliced from 4 exons. The record is from RefSeq and is a predicted model, not a curated record.